ACUGGUUUGCCUUUUCAAGUGCAAACACACGUCCUUCGUUUAGUGGAUGGCUGUCGGUCUACCUCAGUCGAGAUUGCUGAAACAUAAGCUGUUAUGCACACCAUUGUGCUACUGGUGUUGUGGGUAUUGGGAACAUCACUGGUGUUACCAGACCCUGACACAGGGGGAGAGAAACCUACUGAUGAGCCCAUUCCCUGUUCCAAGGGCUGCACCUGUAUACAUGAUGACUACAGUCAAGAGCUCAAUGUCUACUGCAGUGCGCGCAACUACACCCAGGCCCCCGCUGAUGUGCCCAUGUCCACACGCUCCCUCUGGCUGGAUGGCAACAUGUUUACCAUUUUACCUGCUGCCAGCUUCAAGGAUCUCAGCAACUUGGACUUUCUAAAUCUGCAAAAUGGUCAGCUGGUGACCCUUGACUCCCAGGUGUUCCGGGGACUUAAGUCACUAGCUCACAUCCAUUUGGAGCGCAACCGCAUCCGUUCAUUGCCUGGCACAAUCUUCCAGAACACACCUAACCUUGCCUCACUCAGUCUCAAUAACAACCAAUUGUCCCGAAUUGAAGAUAAGCUGUUUGCUGGCCUCUCACAUAUGUGGCUUCUCAACUUGGGGUGGAAUUCAUUGGCAGUGUUGCCUGAGAAUGGAUUCCAGGAUCUGCAUGGCUUGAGGGAGCUGGUGCUGGCUGGGAACAAGCUGGCUUACUUACAGCCACAACUCUUCCAAGGUCUAACUGAGCUGAAGGAGUUGGACCUCACUGGAAACUACCUUAAGGUCAUCAAGGCUAAUGUGUUAUUGAAGCUCACAAAACUGCAAAAGCUUUACCUAGGCCAGAACCAAAUCAUGUCAGUGGUACCCAGAGCUUUUGUGGGUAUGAAGUCCCUUAGAUGGCUGGAUCUCACAAACAAUAAACUAUCAGUGCUCCACGAUGAGACUUUCCUAGGUCUUCACAGCCUCCAUGUACUGCGGCUCUCAAACAACUCCAUUAGUGCACUAAGGCCCAGGACCUUCCGUGACUUGCAGUAUCUUGAGGAGCUGCGUCUCAGUUACAACCGGAUCCGGUCCUUAGGAGAGAGGAUCUUUGAGGGGCUUGGGCACCUUGAGGUUCUCGAGCUGGAGCACAACCAGGUGCAAGAGGCCCGGAUGGGUACUUUCAUGGGCCUCUCUCAUCUGGCUGUGAUAAACCUGUCAGGCAGCUGUUUCCACAGUCUUCCAGACCAGGUGUUCAAGGGUCUCUUCAAGCUCCACAGUCUUCACCUGGAUAAAGGCUGUCUAACCAGGGUCACAACACAGGCUUUUGUUGGACUUUCAGGUCUUCGACGGCUCUUCCUCCAACACAACAACAUAUCUGUGGUGGAGCGCCAGAGCUUUGUUGAACUAUUGGGCCUUCAGCAGCUGGACCUGAGGUUUAACAAGUUAGAUGCCCUCACCUCCCACACCUUCUAUGGCCUGAAGAACUUGGACUAUCUGCUGCUGUCAAGCAACCAGUUUCGUCAGCUCCCUUCUGAGGCCCUUCCGCCUCUGCAGCAUCUCUCAUGGUUAGACCUCUCAGCUAACAGGCUGGAGCAUUUACACAAUGGUACCUUGCAGCUGCUGCCCAGACUACGCUACCUAAACCUGAAAGAUAACACUCUUAGCAGCAUUCCACCAGGUAUCCCAGACACCCUGGACCAACUCUGGCUGACAGGAAACCCUUGGAAUUGUGACUGCAGUAUCCUUCCUCUCAGAGAAUACAGCUUGAGGAGACCACAGACUGUCCCCCGGCAGGUGGAGACCCUGGCUGAAGGAGUGGAACCUCACACUGUUGUCACCAUCUACAACAGCAUAACAUGCACCAGCCCCCCAGCUCUUCUUGGCCAUGACCUGAGAGAUAUCAGCGAUGAACAUUUCAGCAAAUGCUGAGGCAAGGAUCUAUUCAAUCAAUAAUACCAGACAUUUUAAAGAAAUCAAAAUAAUUGUUAUACCUACAACUUUCACUGUAUAUUGAGUAAGUUUUGCCAUUAUGCUUUAUUCAUCAAUAUAUGUAUAUAUAUAUAUAUAUAUAUAUAUAUAUAUAUAUAUAUCUAUAUAUAUAUAUCUAUAUAUAUAUAUAUAUAGUUAAAUUAUUUUGGCUACUGUAGUAAUUAAGCCCUAUAUAGUAUGUGUGAGAAGUAGAUACACUAUUGCAUUACCAUAUACAUAUUUUUUGCAAUUUGUAAAAUGUUUUAUCAUUGCAGGGAACACAUUCCAAGUAAGCCUACCAGAAUAAUCUGUGUAAAUACUGUAUGUUCAGUACAAUUAGCUGAUAUAUUUCAAAUUAGUCAUUUUUGGAAUGGAUUACUAUGAAAUGUAUUCACAUAUUUGUUUUGUCCUCUAAAUAAAUAUAAGAGAAAAGGACAGCCUUCUGCUUGUCUGAAAGGAUUUCAAUGAAACACAAAUGCUCAGACUUUCUGGAUGGCUCUACUGCUUACAUUACACAACCUUGAUCAACAAACUUCAAAGCCAUUGAAGCCUCUUCAAACAUUGCCUGAUGGAUCUAUAAAAUAAAUCCUGGAUAUGGUCCGAUUUAAAGCACUAUAACAUGUUUUCACUAAUUUAAAAUAAAAUUACUUUUCAAUA
Messenger RNA from Esox lucius (northern pike), 2592 nucleotides. RefSeq names its product insulin-like growth factor binding protein, acid labile subunit (gene igfals). Gene Ontology annotation, molecular function: protein binding. The coding region runs from base 94 to 1896 and encodes 600 amino acids. The record is from RefSeq and is a predicted model, not a curated record. Lineage: Eukaryota; Metazoa; Chordata; Actinopteri; Esociformes; Esocidae. Gene Ontology annotation, cellular component: plasma membrane. The transcript is spliced from 2 exons.